Messenger RNA from Scylla paramamosain (green mud crab), 670 nucleotides. RefSeq lists its product as uncharacterized. NCBI's taxonomy places the organism in Eukaryota, Metazoa, Arthropoda, Malacostraca, Decapoda, Portunidae. Gene Ontology annotation, cellular component: cytosol. Gene Ontology annotation, molecular function: valine-tRNA ligase activity; ATP binding. The coding region runs from base 151 to 519 and encodes 122 amino acids. The record is from RefSeq and is a predicted model, not a curated record. Gene Ontology annotation, biological process: valyl-tRNA aminoacylation. The transcript has 4 exons.
CUGGUGUGUCUCCCAGCAGCUCUGGUGGGGCCACAGAAUCCCAGUGUACCACAUCACUGCAGCAGACGGCUGGGAGGUGUGGGUGGCGGCUGCUUGGAGGAGGAUGCAAGGCGGAAGGCUGUGGAGAAGGAAGGCACACCCUUGGCCUCCAUGUCCACCCAGCAGGAGGAAGAUGUUCUGGACACCUGGUUCUCCUCUGGCCUGUUUCCCUUUGCCUCGCUGGGCUGGCCGGGUCAGGGGAGGGGAGAGACCAUGCCUGACCUUGCUCGCUUCUACCCAACGACCUUGGUGAAGACGGGUCACGACAUCCUCUUCUGGGUGGCUCAGAUGGUCAUGCUGGGACUCAACUUGACAGGGAGGCUUCUCUUUAAGACUGUGCUGCUGCAUGGCCUCCUGUGUGAUGGUGGCGGCCACAAGAUGUCCAAGUCCUGGGGCAGUGUGAUAGACCCCCUGGAUGUCAUCAAUGGGGCGUCCCUGGAGGUACUGUGCGAGAGGGUGGAGGGGAGCCUGAAUGCAUAAGAGGUACUCACUGGUAUCAGGAUGAACUCCCCCACAGGCAUCCCAGAGUGUGGAGCUGAUGCCCUUCGGUUCACUCUGUGCUCCACCAACUUCAAGAGUCACUGUGGCAUAGAUAGAUGAACGUGUAUGACUGUGGUGCUUCGAGUCUUGU